GGUUAAAAAGUUGAGAAAAUAUUUUAAACUAGUGUAAUAAAAUGUGUAAGUUGGUAAUGAGUAAUGAUUUAAGUUACUUGAUGCGCUGGCCCGAACAACCCGAAACCCGACCCGCCCGACCCAAAACCCGAUGAACCCGCAACCCGAUUUGCCCGCAACCCGAUUGAAUCCGAACCCGAUGAACCCGCAACCCGUUUGAACCCGAACCCGAUGAACCCGCAACCCAACUAACCCGCAACCCGUUUGAACCCGAACCCGAUUGAACCCAGCCCGAACCCGCCGAACCCGCCGAACCCGCCCGAUUGACACCUAUAGUAGAAACCCCGGCAAAAACCUCUGUAGUUUGACUCGAAGUCAAGACCCCCGAGCUCUUCUUUCUCGUGCUGAAAGGGGGGAAACCAGUAGAACCCUAGAAAUGGCGGUAAUCGGCAUUCCCCAAACGCAAAUCCACAGACUCCCGCAGUACAGAUACGUGGACUCAAUCCGAUGGCUUCCGUCCGUCUCCCCGCUCCAGCAAUCCGCCAUCGUGGCCUUCUUCGACACCGACGCCGACACUCCUUCUCUGGAAGUCCACUCCUUGGACCAAGAAUCGAGAUCCCUCGAUCUCGUCUCAUCGUGGGUUCCUCCCUCCCGCAUUUCCUCGCUGAAAUGUACUCAAGCAUUCGCCGUCGCUUCCACCGUCUCCGGCUCGCUCCACGUCUUCAGCGCCACCGAAGCGCAGGAUCCCUCGCCGGCGUUUCGGUCGGUGGUAUCCGCUGAUGGGAAAGGGUUCCACGUUGGGCGGAUCGCCGGGGUGGAUUUGAUGGGCUGCGGGAGCAACGAGUGCGUCAGCGUUGGGGAGGACGGGAGGGUGAAUUUGGUUAGGGUUUUGGAUGGGAGUUACAGGAAGGUUUUCGACGGGAAUGGUUUGGUUUCGUAUACGGCGGUGAAGUGGGCUUCGCCGACGGAGUUUGUGACCGGCGGGUGUGGGUUUGGGCUGCAGUGGUGGGACCUCCGGCGGCCUGGCUCUGCUGUUGCUCAGUUCAAAGGGAACUUGGGGAAGGGAAGAACUUCUGGGAUCAUACAUUCUAUUGAUGUUCAUCCGUCGAGAAAGCACACCUGUCUGGCUGGAGGUUCUGCUGGAACUGUAUUUGCUUGGGACUUAAGAUAUCAACAUCAACCUAUUAUCCUCUCAGGAACCGGCAAUGAUACUGCGGCUCAGCCAUUAUCUGAGAGUGAGGUUUGGGAGGUUCAGUAUGAGUCAUAUACGAAGUCUUCAAUGAACAAUUUCUCAUCCUCGAAACUCCUGCCUGCCAUGUUCUGCUCUGAAGAUGGAAUCCUUGGAGUCAUUGACCAAGGUGAGGAACCUACCGAGCUUCUUGCGGAACCUUGUGCCAUCAAUAGCUUUGACAUCGAUCGACAAAACCCUUCGGAGGUGAUAUGUAGUUUGGAAUGGGAAUCCAUAGCCAUAGUAUCAAGACCUUAACAUAGCAGAUCCAGAAGACUCAAUUUCAGUUGAGACGAUAGUGCUUUAGCCCUCCCUUUGCAAGUAACCUUCUGCAGUUAGCCGGUGACCGGCAUGGGCUCUCUUCCAGCUGAAGAUUCAUGCUAAGCAUUUCAGUUUCUUCUGUCCAUGAAAUUUUGAGGCUUUCAACACAAAUCCAACCAUUGUUGUAAUGAAGCAGCCCACGUCGACCCAGUGUAAUUUUGAUUGUUUCUCUUGUGAAAGCAGCAAACUUUUCAUCUAAAUUUCGUAAUUUUGGCAAUCCUAUCGGAUUAGAUUUGAAUGUAAUUUACAAAAGAGGAUGGUCCUCAAUCCUCAUACUCUCUCAUGCCUAACUGAGUAGUGAGUACAUCAUUUUGUGCAAAAAUGAUUUCCGGUGAGGACGAUACAACCAGUUAGUUCCAAUAACGGGUAUGUUCAAUU
Linum trigynum is the source of this 1906-nucleotide messenger RNA. The record is from the annotation of a GenBank genome assembly. NCBI's taxonomy places the organism in Eukaryota, Viridiplantae, Streptophyta, Magnoliopsida, Malpighiales, Linaceae.